Molecule: messenger RNA, 2216 nt
Organism: Spinacia oleracea (spinach)
Lineage: Eukaryota; Viridiplantae; Streptophyta; Magnoliopsida; Caryophyllales; Amaranthaceae
Exons: 2
Coding region: 1218-2003 (261 amino acids)
Source: RefSeq, a predicted model, not a curated record
CCAUUAUGAUUAUUUAGACUAUUAAUUUGAUGCCUUUGUCAUCUUACCCGUUCAUAACUUGGCAUUAACAAGAUCAAAAGAAUUGGACUAUUGAAGAAUAUCAUCAUUAAAGUUUGCAGAGGUUUCCAUCAACAAUUAACUUAACAUGACCGAAGAUAAUGAUCAAGAAUUAUUCAGUAGAAAAUUCUAAACUCGUGAAGAACUCCUUGACGAGGUUAAGAAGUUUAAUGAGUCAAAAGGAUAUGUCAUCUCCAUAAAGGAUUCUCGUAAAGAUCGUUAUGUGACUCUUGGUUGUGAUAGAGGAGGAGUUUAUCGAGAUAGGCGUAAAACAUUGAUUACAAACCAAGAUAGGGAAACAAGCACUCGUCUUAUAGAUUGUCCGUUUCGAAUACGAGGUAAGAAACAAGAAGAUGGGGUUUGGUCUCUUCAACUGCAAAAUAGUUUUCAUAACCAUGACCCUUGUAUUGACUUGUGUGGACAUCUUACUUCUCGUCGGUUGACAAAAGAAGAAAUUUUAGAUGUUGGAAAAAUGAGCAUGUCGGGAAUUCAACCUCGGCAAAUUUUGUCUUCGCUUAGACAGAAGAAUCCCUCCCUUAAAGCGGUAUCAAGGACCAUAUAUAAUAUGAAGUCUAAAAUACGAACAGAUAAGUUAGAUGGUCGUUCAAUGAUAAAAGCCUUAUUUGAUGAACUUGGUCAUGGGGGAUUUACUUACAGCUACAAACAUGAUGAUGGAGGAAAUUUGACACACGUAUUUUAUCUCACCCAAAGUCAAUUAGUCUAACUAAGUCAUUUCCAACUGUGUUUGUUAUGGAUUGCACUUAUAAGACUAACAAAUACAAUAUGCCUUUGCUUGAUAUAAUUGGUGUAUCGAGUUUCAAUAAAUAUUUUUAUUCUUGCUUUGCCUUCCUAGAAAAAGAGAGGGAACAAGAUUAUGUAUGGGCUUUACAAAUGUUUUCUAUCAUGAAGGGUCACUCAUCUGAUGACUUGGUUAUUGUUACAGAUAGGGAAUUGGCAUUAAUGAAUGCUAUACGUGUUGUUUUUCCUAGGGCAAAGCACAUUUUGUGUGUGUGGCAUAUACAAAAGAAUGUGUUAUCCAAGUGUAAGGGCUACUUCGAUAAAGAAAAUUGGGAUGAUUUUGUGUUAGCAUGGAAUAUUGUUGUAUAUGCUAAGACAGAAGAAGCAUUUGAUAAGCUUGGGAUUCUUUUAGAGUUUUAUAUAUGGACAAGAAGGAUGCUAUUGAUUACAUUGAAAAUUCAUGGAUACCAUAUAACGAGCGAUUUGUGAGUGCUUGGACAGAAAAAUAUGCACAUUUUGGCAACCGUGCCAGUUCAAGAGCAGAAGGUGAACAUGCAAAAUUAAAGGGUUACCUACUAGUGUCAAAUGGAGACUUUCGGCAAGUAAGAGAUAACAUUUCUUUGCCUAUUGAUAACGAAUAUCAAGAGAUAAAGACAAUGCUUGAAACAGAAAGAAUUCGAGUGCCUCUCAAGUAUCGCAUCCCUUUCUUUAAAAAUCUUGUUGGCCGUGUAUCAACUUUUGCGAUGAACAAGCUUUACGAACAAUAUGAAAUGGCAAAAUUUGGCAAGGUGAAGGAUAUAUGCACGAUGCAUUUCCGAUCUACUAUGAAGUUGCCUUGUGCUCAUAUGAUGCAUGGUUGGAAAGAAAAUGCUUUACAUUUGGACUUAGUAGAUGCACAGUGGAGGAUUGACAUAAGGUCAUUAGAGACUUCUAGCACAAAUACAAUUGAUAGUGUCAAUGAAAUUGAAGAUCUUACUGACAAGCUACGAGAUAAAUAUCAACAUAUGCCUUCUUUUAAACGAGAUGAGAUCAAACAAAAAAUAUCGUUUAUGUUGAAUGAAGUGGAGCCUAUUUUGUCCGAGCCAAAUGUCCAACCUCAUAGAGGACGUAGACCAAGUACAAUCAAGAGAAAGGAACCAUUAAGUUCAACUAGAAGAGAUCCAUCACAAUUUGAAAUGGUAGAAGCUAGCCUCGUUGAAACGUUCUAAGGGUCAAGGAACAACACAUGAUUCACAUGAGGUUUUUACCGUCAAUGAUGAAAGUGCACUAGAUUUGAUUGAUCUUAAUGAACCUCCAGUUUGGUUUGAUUGAUGUUCUUUUAAUGUAAGUCAUUUUUUAAUCUUUUUGCUUUUAUACCUUACGAGUAGUAUUUGAUAGACAUUGUUAUAUUUUAUUUUUUAUAAUUACGAAUAAGAGCCUUG